UUCGGCAGGAAAAGCGUCCCAGCGUAAUUGGGCUGGUGACCGCUCUCAGGUUUCUCUCUAGUAAUAGUAUUGAGAAUUGUCCCUCCGAAAUGAGAGAGAGAGAGAAACGUCCGAAGUGAAUUCCUUGGUUAAUCAGUGUCUUUCCUUAUUAUUUGAUGUUAUGUGCUAUUAUAAAUAAUACUGUUAAAUAUGUAUCCUAACCAUUUGAAUAAGACAAUUCCACCUCUAAUGAAAGGAGAAAAAGUAUUUUUAACUGAUAUUGAAUUAGAUGAGAUUGCUUUAUUUCUUGUUGGGAAUCACCAGCGCUUUAGAGAAAAUAUCAUAAUUCCUAGAACAAUAGGACCCGUGCAAAUAAAGACUAAUGAGGAGAAGAAAAUAGAAAGUAUAAUGGAAAGCUGUGCAUUUAAAAGCAUCAUGAGUUGCAUCCUUGGAUAUGGUUUGGGAGCAGCUAUUGGACUAUUCUCAUCUAGUGUAAAUCCUAAUGUAGCAAGUGUUGAGAAACAACAGAGUGCACGAGAAAUAUUAAGGGAAAUGAAAACAACGACACUUAGUUAUGCAAAAAAUUUUGCAGUUAUUGGAUGUAUAUUUUCCGCUAUUGAAUGUAGUAUAGAAUCGUAUAGGGGUAAAACAGAUUGGAAAAAUGGUACAUAUGCUGGUGGUUUAACAGGUGGAAUAAUUGGUUUAAGAGCUGGUAUAAAAGCAGGUCUGAUUGGUGCUGCAGGUUUUGCAACAUUCUCAACAGUUAUAGAUUAUUACAUGCAUAGAUCUUAAAUAUAGUUUAUAUAAAUUGUUACAAGAUAUAUUCACAUGUAUUAUAUACAUUCACCAUAUACGCAC
Messenger RNA from Harpegnathos saltator (Jerdon's jumping ant), 837 nucleotides. Its product is annotated as mitochondrial import inner membrane translocase subunit Tim22. NCBI's taxonomy places the organism in Eukaryota, Metazoa, Arthropoda, Insecta, Hymenoptera, Formicidae. The record is from RefSeq and is a predicted model, not a curated record. Gene Ontology annotation, biological process: protein insertion into mitochondrial inner membrane. Gene Ontology annotation, cellular component: TIM22 mitochondrial import inner membrane insertion complex. Bases 190 to 771 code for a protein of 193 amino acids. Gene Ontology annotation, molecular function: transmembrane protein transporter activity. The transcript has 5 exons.